AUGUCUGCUGCACCAUCUGAAAUCGUAACCAUGGAUGAAGAACAAGGCCGCUUUGCCAAGUCUGGCAAGUUUGUUGUAGGUGGUGGGAAGAAAGUUGCCGGUGUCGCUAUGGCUUGGGGCAAAGCCUUCGCCGCUUUCAUCUCCCGUGGCAAUGUCGUUGACUUGGCAGUUGGUAUCGUCAUGGGCGCUGCAUUCACCGCAGUAGUAAACUCCCUCGUCGCUGAUAUCAUCAUGCCAUUCAUUGGUCUUGCCGGUGGAUCCAACUUUGCUGAUCUGUACGUCACUCUCCGAGGACCCAAUGCACAAUCUUGCAUUACGUUGGGUGUCGACUGUAACAACAUCCAUACCAUUGCCCAACUUGCCUCUGUUGGUGGUAUCUCUUGGAACUAUGGACGAUUCCUACAAUUCGUUAUCUCCUUCUUAAUUACUGCCGCUAUUGUCUUCCUUUUAGUCAAGGCUUACACUGAAGUCUUCUUGUACGUUGCCCCUGUACUUGUUGCUCCUAAAGCUGAACCUGUUGUUAAGAACUGUGCAAAAUGUACAGAAAGCAUACCUCAAGCUGCAUUGAAGUGCAAAUAUUGUACCGCUGACCAAGUUGCUCCUGAGAUCAUGGAGCACGGAAAGUCUGCUUAA
This is a messenger RNA of Synchytrium microbalum, 633 nucleotides long. RefSeq lists its product as uncharacterized. Gene Ontology annotation, biological process: intracellular water homeostasis; monoatomic ion transmembrane transport. Gene Ontology annotation, cellular component: membrane. The transcript has 5 exons. NCBI's taxonomy places the organism in Eukaryota, Fungi, Chytridiomycota, Chytridiomycetes, Synchytriales, Synchytriaceae. The record is from RefSeq and is a predicted model, not a curated record. The coding region runs from base 1 to 633 and encodes 210 amino acids. Gene Ontology annotation, molecular function: mechanosensitive monoatomic ion channel activity.